CCCGUCUCGCACCGCAGGGGGGUCCUAGAUGGGCUUCUGGAGACCUACCCGUGGCGACCCCCCCUCGCCCUGGACUUCAAGGCUUUCGGCGCAGACAGCCAGGGUGGGAGCUCCAGCUCUUCGCCGGUGACCUCCAGUGGUGGGACGCCCUCUCCUCUCAACCCCCUGCUCUCUCCACCAUGUUCUCCUCCUGCCUUUCACUUGUCAGCAAGCAACAUUGGCAUGCCGUGCUCUGAGACUUAUCUACACAACCUCAACGUGCCCCUCUACUACAAGAUUUGUCCUACAAGCUUCUUAAGACAACAGUCUCUCAUCUUCCCAAGCCAUGAAAAACUGGGAGGCACCAACCCACACCUUUUACCCCACUUCAUGGUGGAUGUGCCAAAACUAUCUUCCCUCGGCAUAACCAAUCUGAAAAAUGCUAAGGCUGAAGACUUAAACGGGCAAUGUCUACAAGUACCCAGUUCUGCUAGUCAAAUGCUGUAUGGAUUACAUGCAUCUGGAAACAUUUUCCCAUCAAGUCCCAUUGCUCGGGAAGCACUUAAUUGUUCUUUACAUCCUCCAUAUGGCUUGUAUGGUUACAACUUCUCUGUGCCAUCUAGACUGAUGAAUGCAGCAAGCCAUUUCAAAGUGAGUGACAGCAUUCCGGCUUCUUUGAGAGAUGGCAGAUGUAAUCACUCUAACUGGCACCCAACAAUUAACCACUGCCUUUAG
This is a messenger RNA of Nestor notabilis (Kea), 714 nucleotides long. Its product is annotated as T-box transcription factor TBX22-like. The record is from RefSeq and is a predicted model, not a curated record. Lineage: Eukaryota; Metazoa; Chordata; Aves; Psittaciformes; Psittacidae. The transcript is spliced from 2 exons. The annotation marks the transcript as partial.